Messenger RNA from Cuscuta campestris, 2236 nucleotides. The record is from the annotation of a GenBank genome assembly. NCBI's taxonomy places the organism in Eukaryota, Viridiplantae, Streptophyta, Magnoliopsida, Solanales, Convolvulaceae.
UUUUUCUGCGGAUCUCUGUAAUCAAGUAGUCAUUCCUGCAUCCCUCUGUUAAAUUUCUGUCUUAAUCUCGAUGACCAUCACGCUUAGAUUGGUCUAGAUUCGUUAUCUUCGCACGUCGCUCUCCCAGGCUCGUCUGAGUUCUUCAUGAAGAAGAAGCAGCCCCAAUGCUCGUGCGAAAUCAAACCAGCCGCUAGUGUUGCAGUUUAGCCCUUGUACAUCCUUUUCCGUGGCUUUUCUGUGUCAAAUCAACGGCGACACUACAAUUCUCUUUUGAUUCUAAUUAUUGUUUUGAAUUUGGUCUUGCGGUUUCGCGAGGCAGAGAUUUAAAGCUGGUUUGAAGCGGUGAUUUCAUUUUGUUUUUGAUUUACACCUUUAUUGGAUCUGGUAUAUUUUCUGUGUUUCAAACUUGAAUCUCAAGUUUUGAAUCUCUGGUUCUUUUUUUGAAGAAUUUGGCGAUGAUUAGUGUUUUAUCCGCGCUUCCGAGCUUUGGCAAUGAAGCAGAAAAAUAACAAUGGUUGAAUUUCUUAAUAUGAGCCAUAAAAUUGGUUUUUUACAGAUUUCUGAUUUGAGUUAGUUGAUCUACUGCUGUGAUGAUAACAAUUCAGCUUUAAACGCCAGUUCUGCUUCUGAACAUCAUUGAUUGAAAAAGCUGUUUUUUGUUCUCUGAGCCUCUUAAUAAGAUCUCUCUGUUUUCCUCCAUACUUUGCCUUGAAUUUUCCAUUGAGUUUAACUAUACUCUUUCCUGCUUUUAUGGGCUUAGGGUCUGAAAAACUCAGAAAGCCAUGUGUUAUCUAUCAGCUUCUUCUCUGCAAAAACUGAGAUUGGAGUUAAAUCGUAGUACAAAACUUUUGCCAUUGAUGAUCAAAUCCAUAUAAAUGAGGUGUGGUGGAGCCAGGUUCCUGCUUGCCAGGAUGAACCUCCUGUGUGAAGUCAUUCCAUAUGAUAUUUCUGGAUUCAACUGAGGCAAAUCUUUAUUUUAACAUUUCACCUUUGAAUUAUUUAUUCAGAGCAUCUCCAAGGGGUAGUGCAAAAAUGAGUAAAGUCUAAAAAUGGAAGGUUUAGCAUUUACCCUACAAAAUAGAAGGGAGUGUAUUUUUCCAUUCUCGAAUGCCAAAUAUACAUGCUAGGGUAGAUAGUGGAAAUUAAGUUCCGCCUGUUUGCUGCUAAUCUUCUCUGCUUUGCCAAUUGCCAAUCGAGCUCUUCCUGUUCGCCAAUCGCCAAAUAUUCUGUUCCGUUGCUCCUCUGCAACUAUGGAGAUUUGGAUUUGCAUAAAAAAAUUGUUGUGAUUGCCUGCAAUUUCAAGCUAGGCGGCUGUGUUUUUUUUCAUUUUGAUGUCGGCGACCACAAAUUCCUUUUGAUAUGCAAUUAUGGAUCUUGUUUUGUAGAUUUGUAAAUUUGUUAGUUGUCAAGGAACUAACUCAACCAAAAGUUCAAGCUUGUGGUUGUGAUCUAGGAAUGAUUGUUAUACGAAGCUAAUGAUGAUAAUCUUCAUCCUCUUCGUCGCCUCCGACCCGCCAUUGCUUGUGCACUCGGAGAAAAUCAUCCACCCUGUCCUCAGAGGGAAAAAGUCCACCGACAACGACGGGAUGGGAGGCGACGGGGGAGGCAAUGCCAGUCUUAAGAAGAUAUGCGAAGCGACGGAAGACGCGAAGCUGUGCGUCUCCACGAUCUUCCCGCUCCUGAAACGCCGUGGCGGAGCAACCACCGUGCAGGCGGUUCUGGAGGCGGGGAUCAACGCGAGCUACGAGCUCGCAAAGGUCGGGAACGCCAUGGCGAAGAAGCUCGCCAUGGGGCCCACCGGGGGCUCCGAAGUAAAGGAUUGCCAGGGGAGCUUCGACGACGCAUUGUACAACAUCAACCAGACGAUCGAGGCCCUGAAGAGCCAGGACGUCGGGACCAUGAACUCAAUGCUCAGCGCCGUCGUGUCUGAUAUGAGCGACUGCGACUCCUCGCUCGCCGGAAAUGGCUCUCCGUUGACGAACAUCGGAGAUAAGCUCGCUAACGUGACUAGCAUCUGUCUCGGCAUUGUUUCCCAAAUGGAGGGAUAAUAAUAGACAUGCUCUCUUCGUCCCUAAAAAACUCCAUACAUUCCUUUUUUUGUUGUUUCAAAAAAGUUAUUUCUCUUUUACAUGAAUUUUUAGCACACAAUUUCACUUUUUCAUAAAUCUUGUAAAAAAACAAACAAGAAUUUCUUUUAGGGACGAAAAGAGUAUUAUUAUAAAGAUUUGAUGAUCCC